GCUGCAGAGAGAGCAGAUCAGCAGCAGAGUGCGCCGUGUCAAUUGUACGACGGUCGCGCUUCAACCAGGUCGCACUGUCGGCAUCCCAGUGUCGGUAUGGCUUUCGCGACGUGUGUGUGUCUGGCACUCUGUGUAGCGGCGGCGGCGGUGGGGGCGGCGCCCAGGGAACCCGCAGGAGAGCCCUGCCAGCCCGACAAGCUCACCGUCUAUAAAGUGGUCCUGCACACCUUUUGGUCCAGGGAUAAAUUCCCAAAGCACUAUCCCGACUGGAGGCCUCCGGCACAGUGGUCCAAAGUUUUCGGUCGAAGCCACAACAAAUCAUUCACUUUGUUCCGGUUGGGUCAGAAAUCGUCGCCUGGAGUGAAAGCUUUCGCUGAAACGGGUCGUUCAGAUGUCCUAGAGGAGCAAAGUCAAGGCGAAGGAGGAAUUUACGAUGAGUUCAACGCUCCUCCCAUUACAACAGGCGUCGGCAGGACCGAAGCGGAAUUCUUCGUCGAUGGAAACCAUUCAAGGGUUUCGCUUAUGACACGAAUUAUUCCAUCACCAGAUUGGUUUAUUGGGAUUGACAGCUUUGAUCUAUGCGUUAACGGUAAUUGGCUAGACAGCAUCACAAUUGAGGUGGAUCCGAUUGAUGCCGGAACCGACAACGGAUUUACGUUCACAGCCCCCAACUGGCCGACAGAACCACAAGGGGAGGCCUAUCGCAUUACGGCCCAUUACCCCGCUCAUCCUGCUGGAUCGUUCUUCUAUCCCUAUCUGAAGCGUCUUCCUCCCAUCGGCACGUUUCAAUUUAUUAAGGUCAAAGAGUACGAGCUGAGUGAAGUAUUCCACCAUGCCGAAGACGAUCAACGUUAUGAAGUUUUAAAAAUGGAGCACUUGACCCAAAACAGCAUAAACGUUUUAAAUGGAAACAGCGAUAUUGAAACAGCAAUCGAAGAAGAACGUGAAGAACAGGAAAUUCAUCAGCGUCCUCGACCUCGACCCCGUCCAUAUAAACAAUUCGUUCUUUCGACAUCUACGACUACAAGUUCCACUUCGAGAGUCUCAUCUGAUCCCGAUAGAUCACUCAACAGCAUAAACGAACGAGACGACUCCGUGACGUCCCCUUCGAUUCCAGCCGUGGUCCCUCGAGGGGACAAAGACGCCAUCAUAAACAGCAUCGCAGAUUCAUAUCUCAGUCAUUCAAAGGACCAUCACCAUAAAAAGUACCGCAAGCCGCGAAAGAACAUAAGGAAAUACCGACCGCCUCGGGACUGCCGCGUGAGCGAAUGGUCGCCGUGGAGCGAGUGCAGCAAGUCAUGCGGAAUCGGCGAGAUGCAGCGACGCAGAGAGGUGCUAAAGCAUGCCAGACGCGGCGGUCGAUUGUGCCCCCCUUUAGUCGAAACCAAAUGGUGCGGAUCGGCACGCUCCUGCAACAAGGAGUACUUCAAGUUUUAGGAUAGCAAAGGCUCCUCGUGAGGGAGUUGUGCAUUGAUUUGGGCACUUUCAGUGUUCAGUGCUCGCGCCUAUAGUAAAGAACUUCCAUUUGGAGACACUCAUUGUUUGUGAUUCAACUCUCAGGGUUCACACGUUGAACUCUAAGCGCGGACUGUACCCAAAGAUUGUUUGGAUACAUACAGCAAUUUUGUAAGUAUUUUUAACGAUAAUAAUUAUUUUUAAGAAGAGACAAUCGAUAUUUAUUGACAUCCAAAAUGAUCGAACGAUCGUGAAGCCCAUUUUGAGGAAAAACAAGACGUCCUUAUACAGUUCUCAGUCAGACUUCUUUUACAAUAAGUAGAUUUACGUGUAGGUACUUGUAAUUUUUUCAAUGAAAAUUGUGUAAAAAAUUUUUAUUCUUACAUAAUUUUGUGUGUGAUAAACAAACCGUUUUACUAAUUUUUAAGGAUAACCGCUAAAUUAUUUAGAAAUUUGUAAAUAUAACUAUAGGUACAAACAAUGUAGUUGUUAGAAAAGAAAUGUCAAUGAAAUUUCUAUCAAAAAUUUGUAAGAACUGUUGAUUUUUAUUGUAUGAAUUUCGUAAUGUCAAUAUCAUUCAACCAGGAAUGGUCGCUCAGCGUCAAACCAAACAUGACUUCUACAUACUAGGCAUAUAGGAUAAUUUUGUAUUACAUAAGUUGUAUGUAUGUAUAAUUGUACUAAUAUUAUAAUUUUUAGUUACUUGUCAUGCUCAUAUGUAUUCAAUAAAACAAUAAACGUUAUAUUUACAUAAAUAA
Tribolium madens (black flour beetle) is the source of this 2213-nucleotide messenger RNA. Its product is annotated as spondin-2. Gene Ontology annotation, biological process: cell adhesion. Bases 97 to 1437 code for a protein of 446 amino acids. Lineage: Eukaryota; Metazoa; Arthropoda; Insecta; Coleoptera; Tenebrionidae. Gene Ontology annotation, cellular component: extracellular matrix. The transcript has 7 exons. The record is from RefSeq and is a predicted model, not a curated record.